This is a messenger RNA of Sarcophilus harrisii (Tasmanian devil), 4875 nucleotides long. RefSeq names its product kinesin family member 15 (gene KIF15). Lineage: Eukaryota; Metazoa; Chordata; Mammalia; Dasyuromorphia; Dasyuridae. Bases 135 to 4313 code for a protein of 1392 amino acids. Gene Ontology annotation, biological process: microtubule-based movement. The record is from RefSeq and is a predicted model, not a curated record. The transcript has 35 exons. Gene Ontology annotation, molecular function: microtubule motor activity; ATP binding; microtubule binding.
GGAGAGCUCGCUCCGCCCCUUUCCGGCCUCCCAGCGCCAAAUUCAAACACACCGCCAUUUUGCUCGAACUCAGGGUAGCUGCUCUUCUUUUGGGACCAGGGUUGGGGGGCUUAGGUUUUGGGAGCGGGAGCGUCAUGGCACCUGGUGUCAAAGACAGUUUACGUGCUGUAACACCAUCACAAUCUAACCAAGUAAGCAAUGAGGGUGAUGUCAUCAAAGUUUUUAUAAGAGUCCGUCCCCCUACUGAAGGGCCCAUGCUCAAUGAUGGAGAGCAUUCUGGCUUGUGUUUAUCAGUGCUUACCUCCAAUACCCUCCGCCUGCAUUCUAAACCUGAGCCCAAAAUCUUCACAUUUGAUCAUGUUGCAGAUAUGGACACUACUCAGGAGUCGAUAUUUUCGAGUGUGGCUAAAAGCAUUGUUGAAUCCUGUAUGAAUGGCUACAAUGGUACCAUCUUUGCAUAUGGACAAACUGGCUCAGGAAAAACAUUUACUAUGAUGGGACCAUCUGAAUCUGAUAAUUUCACUCAUAACCUCAGAGGAGUAAUUCCCAGAAGUUUUGAAUAUCUCUUUUUUUUAAUUGAUCGUGAAAAGGAGAAGGCUGGUUCCGGGAAGACUUUCCUUUGUAAGUGCUCAUUCAUUGAAAUUUACAAUGAGCAGAUAUUUGAUCUUUUGGAUUCUGCCUCUUCUGGGCUGUUAUUAAGGGAACACAUCAAAAAGGGUGUCUGUGUUGUUGGUGCUGUUGAACAGGUGGUGACGUCUGCAGCUGAAGCGUAUCAGGUAUUAUCUGGAGGAUGGCGAAAUAGACGUGUGGCAGCUACAUCUAUGAAUAGAGAAUCUUCCAGGUCUCAUGCUGUCUUUACAAUUACAAUAGAAUCGAUGGAGAAAAACAAUGAUGUUGUCAAUAUUCGUUCCUCCCAGCUCAACCUAGUAGACUUAGCUGGAUCUGAAAGACAAAAAGAUACACAUACAGAAGGUUUGAGAUUGAAGGAAGCUGGCAAUAUAAAUCGAUCAUUGAGCUGCCUGGGUCAAGUAAUUACAGCACUUGUUGACGUUGGUAAUGGAAAGCAGAGACAUGUGUGCUACCGGGACUCGAAACUUACUUUCUUACUACGGGAUUCUCUUGGAGGUAAUGCCAAAACAGCCAUAAUUGCAAAUGUCCACCCUGGGUCCAAAUGUUUUGGAGAAACUCUCUCAACUCUUAACUUUGCUCAGAGAGCAAAGCUGAUUAAAAACAAGGCUGUGGUAAAUGAAGACACACAAGGAAAUGUGAGCCAGCUUCAAGCUGAAGUGAAAAAGCUUAAGGAACAGUUGGCUCAGCUGGCCACGGCCCCCCGUGCUGUUCCAGAUGAAGAAAAUACUAAUUACAUGAACUAUUUUAGAGAGGCAAUGUUAUUCUUGAAGAAAUAUGAACAUGAAAAAAAGUCUUUAUUAGAAAAAGUUGCACAGUUGGAAGAUCUCAGCGUCAAGAAGGAAAAAUUCAUUCAAUCCAAUAAAAUGAUUGUUAAAUUUCGGGAAGAUCAUAUAAUGCGCUUAGAGAAACUCCAGAAAGAAGCAAGGGGGAGUUUUCUACCAAAAGAACAGGAUGAGCUGUUCCAUGAAUUAAGGGAAGAGAUUCAAACUUUGCGAGAACAGAUAGAACAGCACCCUCGUAUUGUGAAAUAUGCCAUGGAAAACCACUCUCUCCGGGAGGACAACAAGCGACUUCGGUCCUUAGAAUCUGUGAAAAAAGUCCAAGAAAUGGAUGCACAAACAAUUGAAAAAUUAGAGAAAGCUUUCUUUGAAAUUUCUGACACAGCAAAAAAUGAUAAAGAUCAUCAAGGGCAUCUGACAUCUUCCUCAGAAUCUAGCUCUUCAGCAUCAGAAGAGAAACUAAGAGCACAGCUUCUGCAAACACAGGGUGAAUUGAAUAAUUCAAAGCAAGAAUAUGAAGAAUUCAAAGAGCUCACCAAGAAAAGGCAGCUGGAACUGGAAUCAGAGCUUCAAUCCCUGCGCAAAGCGAACCGGAGUCUAGAAAGCAUCUUAGAGGCCACCAAAGCAUCCAAGCGCCAGGAAGUGUCUCAGCUGAAUAAGAUCCACACGGAGACCCUGAAGAUCAUAACUACUCCAACGAAGGCUUAUCAGCUUCGGUCUCGAUUGGUACCUCGACUAAGCCCUGAAAUUCUGAACUUUACCCCCUUGGAUACUCAGAACACAAAUGACUUCCAUAAUGAUAUAUUCAACGAGCCAGUUCCUCCAGAGAUGAAUGAACAAGCUUGUGAAGCCAUUUCUGAGGAGCUCAAAGUAGUACAGGAGCAGCUGAGUGUCCUUCAGACCAAGCUGGAUGAAGAAGAAAGUAAAAACGUGAAGCUGCAGCAGCACAUCGACAAAGUGGAGCAUCAUGCCGCACAAACCCAGGAGCUCUUUUCUUCAGAGAGAACUGAUUGGCAUAAACAGCAACAGGAGUAUCUUGCACAAUUGAGUUCCCUUGAACAACAGCUCCGAGAUGCUCUCAGCAAAAAUGAGUUAAUGACAAGUGAAAUACAGGACCUGCGUAUAGUUCUUCAGUCUGCAGAUAAGGAACUGUCUUCAGUAAAAUUGGAAUGCUGUUCAUUAAGAGAAAAUAAGGAAAAGGAGCUUAGUCAGCUUUCCCAGAAACAUAUGGAUGUACAGCUUCAAUUAGAUAAUGUCAGAUUAGAGCAUGAAAAGGUGCUUGAAACAAAAGCCUGCCUGCAGGACUCCUAUGAUAACCUCCAGGAAGUGAUGAAAUUUGAGACUGAUCAGCUUUCCAAAGAACUCCAAGACAGCCAAGAAGCAAAUGCUACUCUGCGAACCGAACUCAGUAGUUUGUUGGAGCUUUUGGAAACAGAAAAAGAACGUAAUAACAAGUUGAUAUCGAAAUUGGAAGAAGACAAAGAAAAUAAUUCUAAGAAGUUCUUAGAAAUUCUUGAUUCAGUACAACAGGAAAAACAGAAGGAGACUGCUAAGUGUGAGCAGCAGACAGCAAAAAUAGAGAAACUAGAACAGAGCUUGUCUGUGGCUGAGAACACUAUUGCCUCUCUGGAAAAGACCAAGGCUGCUGACCAGGAAGCUGUGAUUGACCUCAUGAGUCAGAUCCAGGACCUGAGAGCAUCUGUUAGUCAGAAAAAUGGGAAUAUAGAUAUGUUAACAAGAGAACUAGAAGACAUUACAAGCAAAUAUAACUCUACCUUGACUGAAAAAGAUGACUGUAAAGCAGAUUUAAAGAAACAAGAACAACAGAUUAUGGAUCUUAAACAAUCUCUUGAUUUGAGAAAAUUGUCUGAUGAUAUCGAGAGAGACAUGUUGAGUGAAGAUCUGGCCCAUGUCACUGACCAGCUAAACAAAUUAACAGAAGCCUCUAAAAAGCAUGCUCUGUUGCUUCAGUCUACCCAGGAAGAACUAGCAAAGAAAGAAGCUUUCAUUGAGGAACUUCAGGAACAGCUAAGCCAAAAAGUUAAAGAACUGGAACAGAGGAAGAAUGCAUAUAGUUUGAAAAUGAGACACCUAGAAUGUGUGAUGGAUUCUGCUUCUGGAUUUCCACAGAGUCCUAAAACUCCACCUAGUUUUCAAACAAAUUUGGCAAAGCUCCUAGAAACACAAGAGCAAGAAAUAGAAGACCGAAGAGCCUCCACAAUCUCCUUGCAGCAUCUUGUAACAAAACUGAAUGAAGAAAGAGAUGUCAAAAACAUUGAAAUCCUUAGACUGAAGGAGCAAUUACAUGAAUUAGAGAAAACACGCUUAGAACUUCAGCAAUUAACAGAGACAAAUCAAAGCCUGCAGAGCCAACUUGAUGAUAUUAAGAAGCAAAAGAAAAGCAGUGAUCAAAUAUAUCCAGAUAUUCAUCAGUUAAAAAAAGAACAAGAAAGGGAAAUUGUUGAAGAAAGACUCGCUAAGAAUAAAGCAGUUGAAGAAAUGCUGAAAAUAAAAGCAGAAUUAAAAGAAGUUAAGGAUGUCCUUUCAGACAAAGAGGUAAACUGGAUUAAAAUAUUGGAAGAAUUAGAAAGGACAAGGACUCUGGAAUCAAAAGCCUUCCAGGAGAAAGAACAGUUGAGAUCCAAGUUGGAAGAAAUUUAUGAAGAAAAAGACAAAAUCUUACAGGAGACUAACAUGCUAAGAAAGCAAGUGGAAUUUCUUGCAGAAGAAAAUGGAAAAUUAGUAGGUCACACAAACCCAAACCAGAAGAUUCAAUACCUGGUAAAACUGAAGAAAGACAAUGCCAGACUCACUGAAGAAGCUGAAAAAUUACGUGUGGAAAAUAUCUUUUUAAAAGAAAACAGGAAAUUUGAGAUUUGUCGAGAUUCUGGUCAGAUACCCUAAAAGUCAUCGUGGCUUAGGAGUUUGUUUCCUUUGUCAUAAAAAAUGAACUGGCAGCUCAAAAUAUAAUGGAGCAUUUUGUCUCCUUUUCAGAAGCCUUCCGAUGCCAUUCCAAUUCCUACAUCUCAGGGUGCUUGGAAAAUACCUUCCAACUUUAAAUGUUGGAGACGGUUUGUUUGUUUUGUUUUGUUUUUUUCAUUUUGAAAAUAAAACCCAGCCUAUAACUGGUUUAUAUGGAGACUUUGGUGCUACCAUUAUUUUUCAUUUUUACUUGAGGCUCCUGGUUGUGGAAGUCACUCAGUGUGCCUCAGUCUUCUCUGCUCUUUUCUCUAGUAUUUUUUUAAUGAAUGUUCAAAAGCGGCUUUUCUAAUUACUUAUGUUAACAUCUUAUUUUGGUUUUUGAGACUCCUCUGGUUUUACUGGGUGUAUUCACCAUGUUUACAAAAUUUGACGAGAUUUUUAUUACUUGUCAUGUGUUGAGCAGAAAAUACUUCUUCUAGCACUAUGUACUAGCAAAGUAUAUCUGUGAAACUAAUAAAUAAAACAUUGGAAAAUUUAUACUUUU